Messenger RNA from Hibiscus syriacus, 978 nucleotides. RefSeq lists its product as uncharacterized. The transcript has 3 exons. The coding region runs from base 1 to 978 and encodes 325 amino acids. The record is from RefSeq and is a predicted model, not a curated record. NCBI's taxonomy places the organism in Eukaryota, Viridiplantae, Streptophyta, Magnoliopsida, Malvales, Malvaceae.
AUGUGCUUCUCUCCCUACGACUUACUUGGGUCUUCUGCUAGGGCACAAAAGGAAUUCGAAGUCUCUUUGGCAUCCAGUGAUGGAAAAAUUCAGUCUCGUUUACAAAGUUGGAAAUCUAAAGUUUUAUCUUUUGGGGGCAGGCUUACUCUUAUUAGAUCAAUGUUAUCUAAUCUCCCUGUUUAUUUCAUUUCUUUAUUCCCUAUUCCUAAGGGUGUUGUUGACUUUAUUGAUAAAGUCAUCGCCUCUUUCGUCUUGAAGGGUAAUUCGGAGAGAGGAAUUCAUUGGUUAAAUUGGAAAUCUGUUUGUGGUUUGAAAUCUCAUGGGGGUCUGGGUAUCUUUGAUGCUCUAACCAGAAAUCGAGCUAUGCUAAAUAAGUGGGUUUGGCAUUUUAGCGAGGAGAAUGAUAGCCUUUGGAAAAAAAUCAUAGUUGCUAAGUACAAUUACGAUCCCCUUGAUAUUUUGCCAAAAGAGGUUUAUUCGCGUAAUUCUUCUUGGGUUUGGCGUAACAUUGUCAAUCCGAUGCCUUCUCAUGUGGGGAAUAUAGAUCUUAGGAAGGGUCAUUUUGAUUGGGAAAUUCCUCUUUGGUCGCAUUUCUUGGAGGUUAUUAAUCUAGCUGCUAGUUCAGCUCAUGCUCACGAUAAAUUAAAAUGGGUGGGCUCCGCUGAUAGAAGAUACACCCCAAAAUUUUAUUAUCAUUCUGUGACUUCCGAAGGCAAGUUGGUCGAUCCGAUUUGGCAAGUUGUAUGGUGUAAAUUAGUUCCUCUAAAAGUGUCUGGGUUUGUUUGGAAAGCAGUGCAUCAAAGGUUGCCGGUUAUUCCUGAACUGGUGAAGUGGGGAGUUCAUGUUUCUGAUCAGAUUUCUUGUUCCUUCUGCAAUAGUUUUCCAGAAUAUAUUAAUCAUAUUCUGUGGGUGCAAUUAGGGAGCUGGUGUUUUGUUGGAUGUUCUUCUAGCUCCGUUCUGGUUGCUGCUGCUGGUUGA